AUGCUUUUCUCCAGCUACCUCUCCAUACUCCUCGUGGUCCUCUUGAUCCAAAUUGAAACGGCCUAUACGAAGUUUGCCUGUCAGGACAAGAGCUCAAACAAAAAUAAAGCAGCCACAGUCGCAUUUUGCAUGAGAAUUACAUUAGAUUCAGACACGCGAAGCCUAAAAUGGCCUACUGGAAAAAAAAAGUCUAAAUGGAUCACGAACAUCGCUAAACCAGAAGAAGAAGCGUAUACCUGUCGUGAUUGGGAUAUUUUCUACCAUCCAGCAACACGAGGCGUCUGCUGUCCCCCUAAAAAAGAAAAGAUGACAUACGAGGCGUUGUGGCCUGCGAAUCCGAAGGAUAUUGCAACGCAUUGUUAUUAUCCAGAUGUCAGGAACAUGCUUCAACGCAAGGCGGCUCAAGCAGGGUUUUAA
Molecule: messenger RNA, 417 nt
Organism: Puccinia triticina
Lineage: Eukaryota; Fungi; Basidiomycota; Pucciniomycetes; Pucciniales; Pucciniaceae
Exons: 4
Coding region: 1-417 (138 amino acids)
Source: RefSeq, a predicted model, not a curated record